AUGAAAGUGUCAUUAGUUGUUAAGAAACUUCCACGGAAGCAAGACAUGAAUUUACCUUGCCAUUCAUCAGUUUCGAGUAUAAUUAAUCUUUCUAAAAUCCCGAGAAAAUGUGCCAAUUCACGAAAUUUACGCAAUCCCCGUAAGAGGUCUGCUAAAAACGACACCUUCGAGGAGAUUAGGUGCCAAAACGACGAUUUAAGUUCAUCGUGUGAAGAAACAGAGACCAAAAAGCGCCAGAGGAAGAAUGCUCACAAUUUGAUUGAGAGACGUCGUCGAAUUCAAAUAAAUGAUCGCAUUAAUGAGCUUGCGACCCUGCUACCGAAAGUCUCGGAACCAUUUGGCCAGAUAAUUGAUAUACACUGUUCAGAUAAAAGUGGAAUUCUUAAAUCAACCGUGGAAUACAUUAAAUGUCUCAAAAAGGAAGUGCAAAAACUUCAGACAAAGGUAAAGCAAUUCCGUGAUUUGGAAAAGACAAACAGCGAUCUUGUAAAACGUAUUAAGGAGCUCGAAGAGAUGCCUGGUCCAUUUGAUUGUGAUUUUGAUUUGGCAAACAUUUGUCUCGAAGACAUCUUCGACGAUUGGCCACAUAAUCAAAUUGACCUUUUGGCGAACACAUCUCAAACGGACCUCAGCAGCAACUCAUCUUUCAUGAGUCAGCAAGGAGAUGAGGGUAGUCCUAUCUCUGUACUAUCUCCAUUCCACAUUCAAUCAAGUCCAACAAUUUUUUCCGAUUUACAUCCGUCUCUCUUGGAAUCUGCCACAAAUAUUCUCAAUCCGGAGCUAUUCACAGACCAAUCUGGUGAUUCAAGUAACUCACAAUGAAAUAACAAGGAAUGUGACAUUAUUAAAUGCUGUAUCUUCUUGUAAAUUUACUUUCAUACAUAAGCAAUAUUAAAUAAGCAUUUAAAAUCAUUAUGAGAAAAAAAAUGCCCGUGGUGAGGAAUAAAAUAACGAUAUAAAUCACUAUUUUGUCAUUAUGAACUUGUUUCAUUGAUUGUACAUUACUCAUCCAUCAGAGAACAAGGAUGAAAAUUGUAAAAGUUACAUUAGACUAUUCGUCAUUGAAUUCAAACUUAUAAAUGAGAAAUUAUGCGUAACAAUAAAGGAAAUUCAGGUAAUGAA
Messenger RNA from Phlebotomus papatasi, 1122 nucleotides. RefSeq names its product microphthalmia-associated transcription factor-like. Gene Ontology annotation, molecular function: protein dimerization activity; RNA polymerase II cis-regulatory region sequence-specific DNA binding; DNA-binding transcription factor activity, RNA polymerase II-specific. Gene Ontology annotation, biological process: regulation of transcription by RNA polymerase II. NCBI's taxonomy places the organism in Eukaryota, Metazoa, Arthropoda, Insecta, Diptera, Psychodidae. Gene Ontology annotation, cellular component: nucleus. The record is from RefSeq and is a predicted model, not a curated record. The transcript has 5 exons. The coding region runs from base 1 to 822 and encodes 273 amino acids.